Molecule: messenger RNA, 2346 nt
Organism: Diachasmimorpha longicaudata
Lineage: Eukaryota; Metazoa; Arthropoda; Insecta; Hymenoptera; Braconidae
Gene: amon
Product: neuroendocrine convertase 2
Exons: 12
Coding region: 132-2210 (692 amino acids)
Biological process (GO): peptide hormone processing
Cellular component (GO): neuron projection; membrane
Molecular function (GO): serine-type endopeptidase activity
Source: RefSeq, a predicted model, not a curated record
UAUUCCUCGGUUGGAAUAAAAAAGGAAAAAAUAUAGUCGUGAAAUAUAAGGGGAACGGGGGGUGGGGGUUGAGAAGUUGUCAGUGUGGUUUGGUAUUUUAACAGUCAGUCGGUAGUCGGUCUCGGUCGAGCAUGGAGUCUACACGUGCAUCAAACAUUAAUGUCGACCUUGCACUGUGUCAUUCGCGUACACAAGAGAUUAACAAUGACGAUGAUGACGACGAGACUCGUAAUAAAUUGUGGGGCUAUUGUUCAGGGAUGGGACGAGUCAAAAUGAUUGAUAUAUCAUUUAGCAAAGUUAUAUUUUUAAUUUUAUGUAUUACUUUGAUUAAUGGAGAUAUGAGGGUGGAGGGAAAAGCCGAAAUAUUUACUAAUGCUUUUCUCGUUAAAAUGAAAAAACCCGCGGAGAGAAGUAUUGCUGAUGGUGUUGCUGUGAGAAAUGGAUUUGUUAAUCUUGGACCGGUACUUGGCAGCGAGACGGAGUAUCACUUUAUUCACAGGGCAUUGCCACACGCGAGAAGUAAGAGAUCAGUACCACACACAAGGAAAUUGAAGAUCGAUCCUUUGAUACACACAGCAGUACAGCAAACUGGAUUCAAGCGGGUGAAGAGGGGCUACCAACCCCUAUCAGUGGAUAAUUUAGUCCCUCAUUACACCCAAAAACUAAUGAAGGAGCAGGCGAGUCAAGACCCGUCAGAUCCCUACUUUCAGUAUCAAUGGUACUUGAAGAAUACGGGGCAAAACGGUGGAAAACCAAAGUUGGAUUUAAAUGUUGAGGCUGCGUGGGCCCAGGGGGUGACAGGAAAAAAUGUCACCACUGCUAUCAUGGACGACGGUGUCGAUUACAUGCACCCGGACCUUAAAUACAACUACAAUGCCCAGGCGUCGUACGACUUCAGUUCCAACGAUCCCUACCCCUACCCCAGGUACACGGACGACUGGUUCAAUAGUCAUGGAACACGGUGCGCCGGGGAGGUCGCUGCUGCUCGUGAUAAUGAGGUUUGCGGUGUGGGUGUUGCAUAUGACUCGAAAAUAGCUGGCAUACGAAUGCUGGAUCAGCCCUAUAUGACGGAUUUAAUCGAGGCGAAUAGCAUGGGCCAUGAGCCUGAUCUCAUAGACAUCUACAGCGCCUCGUGGGGACCUACUGAUGACGGCAAGACCGUUGAUGGGCCGAGAAAUGCUACCAUGAGGGCCAUUGUUCGUGGGGUCAAUGAAGGUCGCCGGGGUCUCGGUAACAUUUACGUCUGGGCAUCUGGAGACGGUGGUGAAGAGGACGAUUGCAAUUGCGAUGGUUACGCUGCCAGCAUGUGGACCAUUAGCAUAAACAGUGCUAUAAACGACGGCCAAAAUGCUCACUACGAUGAAAGCUGUUCGAGCACACUUGCCUCCACCUUCAGUAACGGAGCUAAGGACCCAAAUACUGGCGUGGCCACCACCGAUUUAUAUGGAAAGUGUACCACAACUCACAGUGGAACGUCGGCAGCAGCCCCCGAAGCCGCUGGUGUAUUUGCAUUGGCCCUCGAGGCGAACCCCCAGUUGACGUGGCGUGAUAUCCAGCACCUUACAGUCCUGACGUCCAAGCGAAAUUCAUUGUUCGAUGCUAAAGGUCGAUUUCACUGGACAAUGAAUGGAGUUGGCCUUGAAUUCAAUCAUCUGUUCGGCUACGGCGUGCUUGAUGCUGGCGCCAUGGUGGCACUGGCUAAAAAAUGGAAGACAGUCCCACCCAGAUACCACUGCGAGGCAGGAUCGGUGUUAAAUAACAUGAAAAUUCCCAGCGAAGGAUCAAUUUACCUCAGCAUAAAAACAGACGCGUGCGCGGGCACUGACUACGCUGUCAAUUACCUGGAGCAUGUACAAGCUGUUAUUUCGGUAAAUGCAACCCGACGCGGUGACUUGGAGCUUUUCCUUACAUCACCGAUGGCCACGAGAUCAAUGAUUCUAAGCCGAAGGGUUAACGACGACGACCACCGGGAUGGCUUCACAAAAUGGCCGUUCAUGACUACUCACACGUGGGGAGAGUACCCCCAGGGGACCUGGUUACUCGAGGUUCGCUUCAACUCGCAAGUACCUCAGAAGGGUUGGAUAAAGGAGUGGACCCUAAUGCUUCACGGUACGAGGGAGCCACCGUACACUGGAUUAUCCGCAGCUGAUCCCCAUUCAAAGCUCGCUAUUGUGAAAAAAGCCCACGAGGAGCGUUCGAGUGCAAUGUAACGAUCAGCAAAAUCAUGAUAAAAACAAUUAUAUGACAGAUAAUAUAAAUAAAAGGAGAAACAAUGGACCGAAAGUCAUUUCCGCGCCAAAGUAAAGCAGAUAUAUCAUGACGGAGAUACAAAAUUACCCCAGCGGA